GGCAUUUUUUACAGUGAGCUUGUGGUGAUAAACUUGCUGCAGCGACGAACAUGUCUGAGACCGCAGCCGAAGAAAGGUAUCUCCAGUGCAGACUGCGGUGUCACCAAGAUGUGUUUCAGUCAGCCUUCAAACUGUGACCCUGCUGUCAGUGCUGACUGUUAUUUCAUGUCAGCCAAGAUGUUGUCUCCCAGUUACGCAGCCGUUCGCUAUGAGAUGACUGGUCCUUCUGAUGGGUACAUCGCUUUUGGAUUCUCAGAUGAUCAGAUGAUGGGAAACGAUGACAUUUAUAUUUGUGGCAUAGGCAGUAAUGGCCUGGUGGGGUUGCAGCGUGCCUUUUCAACAGGACGAACAACUCCACAACUUCUUCCUCUGGGGAAUGUUUCUAAUGUAAGCGCAUCAGUGUUGAACAAAGUUAUCAGCUGCUCCUUCACUUCCAUGAACACUUUGUCUACUCAGAGGACUACUGGCUUCAACCAAAGCUACUAUCUCAUGUUUGUCCAUGGACCCAGCAGCAAUGGUAAUGAAGACACUGUGUAAUGGUGGAGGA
Micropterus dolomieu (smallmouth bass) is the source of this 547-nucleotide messenger RNA. Its product is annotated as putative ferric-chelate reductase 1. The record is from RefSeq and is a predicted model, not a curated record. The transcript is spliced from 4 exons. Gene Ontology annotation, biological process: regulation of glutamate receptor signaling pathway. Bases 109 to 537 code for a protein of 142 amino acids. NCBI's taxonomy places the organism in Eukaryota, Metazoa, Chordata, Actinopteri, Centrarchiformes, Centrarchidae.